CUCACUGAAAGGCUGCUGUGGUCGAGUUUCUUCUGUUUCUGUAUGAAAUAAAAGCGCGUUCGCAUUCUUCAGACUUUCAGCCGUCAGACAGAGUUAGCUAUGACAUCACGUGGAGGCCCAAGAGCAGCCGGAACUGAUGGAAGUGACUUUAAGCACAGAGAGAAAGUGGCUCCUCACUACCAGAUGAGUGCCUCAUUAAAGUCUGAGAUCAAGAAGCUGACCACUGUACAUCUAAUCAUUUGGGCUCUUAUAGCAGCCCAAGUUGCAGUCACCCACUUCAAGGUCUUGUCCCAGGAUGUCGUGGCCAUGCCUUAUCAGUGGGAGUACCCAUACCUCCUCAGCUUACUGCCCUCGCUGUUCUCCUUUAUGGCCAUGCCAAAGAACAACAUUAGCUACCUGGUAAUCUCCAUGAUCAGCGCCGGCCUGUUUUCUGUGGCUCCGCUGAUCUUUGGUGCCAUGGAGAUGUUUCCAGUUGCACAGCAGCUGUACCGGCAUGGCAAGGCUUACCGCUUUAUUUUUGGCUUCUCAGCCGUGUCAGUAAUGUACUUGCUCAUGGUUAUUGCCGUUCAGGUACAUGCAGGACAAAUCUACUACAGCAAGAAAUUGUUGGACGCCUGGUUCGACUUCACACAGGAGAAGAAGAAAAAAUAAAAAAGGCAAAACUGGCUUCAGGUCUUAAUAUUUUAUUUAUUGACUAUUUAUACUUGCAUGGAACUAUUUUAAACAGAAUA
Molecule: messenger RNA, 731 nt
Organism: Trichomycterus rosablanca
Lineage: Eukaryota; Metazoa; Chordata; Actinopteri; Siluriformes; Trichomycteridae
Gene: jagn1a
Product: jagunal homolog 1a
Exons: 3
Coding region: 100-651 (183 amino acids)
Biological process (GO): endoplasmic reticulum organization; granulocyte colony-stimulating factor signaling pathway; vesicle-mediated transport
Cellular component (GO): endoplasmic reticulum membrane
Source: RefSeq, a predicted model, not a curated record